AUGGGAAACCAAACAUCACCCAUGGAAUUUAUUCUUAGUGACAUCUCUGAAAUCCCUUCUAUUCAGAUACCAUUAUCUAUAAUAUUUCUGACUGUCUAUAUCAUAGCACUCAUGGGGAAUUGGGUUUUAAUAGUUAUUAUAUAUAUACAUCCUUUUCUUCAAACCCCUAUGUACUUUUUUAUUUCAAAUCUAGGAUGCUUGGACAUAUUUUAUAUAUCUACCACAGUGCCUAAAAUGUUGGUCAAUUCUUUAACUUGUUGGAAAACUAUUUCAUUUGGAGGUUGUGUGACCCAGCUAUAUUUUUAUCUUGUAAUGGCAGCCACAGAGUCUACACUCCUCUCCACCAUGGCUUUUGACAGAUAUAUGGCUAUUUGCAACCCUUUAAGAUAUUCUGCUAUCAUGAAUAACAAAUUGUGUUUGCAGCUAGCCUUAAGUUCCUGGCUCACUGGCUUUUGUUAUUCUGCUAUACACACGGCUACCACUUUCAGAUUAGACUUCUGCAGAUCCAAUGUCAUCAAUCAUUUCUUUUGUGACAUUUUACCCCUUCUAACUAUUUCGUGUACUGAUACUAACAUUAAUAUGAUUGUGGUCUAUGUUGUGGGUGGAUUAUUAGUGUCAGUUUGUUUCCCACUAAUUAUAAUAUCUUAUAUCUAUAUAAUCAAAACCAUACUUAAAAUACCAUCAGCUUUAGGGCGCAGAAAAACAUUCUCUACAUGUGUCUCCCACCUCUCAUCAGUUUACUUGUUUUAUUUUAGUGGGAGUUUUGCUUAUUUUCGUCCUCCUUCCUCCAAUUCAUUAUAUCAUAAUAAAAUUAAUGCUGUGUUCUAUACUAUAUUACCACCUAUGUUAAAUCCUCUAAUAUACAGUCUUCGAAACAAAGAGCUAAAAAGGGCAAUUAAAAGGGCAUCAGGGACCAUU
Molecule: messenger RNA, 918 nt
Organism: Bombina bombina (fire-bellied toad)
Lineage: Eukaryota; Metazoa; Chordata; Amphibia; Anura; Bombinatoridae
Product: olfactory receptor 5B12-like
Exons: 2
Biological process (GO): G protein-coupled receptor signaling pathway
Cellular component (GO): membrane
Molecular function (GO): olfactory receptor activity; G protein-coupled receptor activity
Source: RefSeq, a predicted model, not a curated record